CUGAACCACGGAUGGGCAGUGAUUUAUGAUUUUGAUAAGAAAGACAGAAAAAUAGUAUUAGAAAUGUGUAUAGUGUAUGAUUUUCUAGGGCAGUUUAAUUGUAUAAAAUGUAAAAAGUGUCAGUGUAGUAAUUAAACCACCAUCAUGGAGAAUUUCACCGGGUCUAUGGAUGAUCCGGUGGCGCAAAGAUGGAAUUCGUCGUCAAUAGACUUCGCGGAUUUAACAAUAGAUAGAAACUUUGCCCUCCUGCUAGUGUCGCUAAUAUCCGCGAUACUAUGGAUCGUUUAUAUAACGUACUACAACAGCCGUGUGCUGGGCUACAUCCUGACCAGGCUCAUCAACAAGUUCUAUUUUCAAGAUGACAAUUUCAAAAUAGGGUCGUUCACCCUCAACGCCCUGUCUGGUAAGAUAAUGUUCCGGGACAUAGUAUACAUCAACUAUGACUACAGUCUGCGGAUACAGGACGGCUACUUGAUAUUUAGGUGGUGGCGCUCCUAUGUGCCUAAGGAUGUUUCCGAAGACUUGUCGCACUCGGACACGCGGCUGUCAAUAAUGCUAAACGGCUUCGAGCUACAUUUCUAUAACCGCUGUGACUUGUACAACGAACUUGAGAAAAUAUUCGGUCUCGAGCCUGUUAUCAAACAACAGAAUGACGACGACUAUACCGACCGCGAUAAGGCUAUGAAUGACGCCAACGAGAAGCGAAGACGAGCGCAGGAGACCGUGAGGUCCGAGGCCGCCAUGGCUCGCACGUGGCGUGACCUCAUACCCGUAAUCAAAAUCGAUAUCUGUUCAGGGAGAGUAGUUUUCGGUAAUAGAUUAGUCCCAACCACGUUGUCUAUAAGCGUUGAGGAGUCCCACUUAGUGUACAGUACAAAGCCCCCUGCCUCCAGUUUAGACCACCUAAUGCACUUUGUCAAAGCGAAAGCAGAAAAUUGCAAAGUAAUGCUCGCGCCUAGUCCUAAUUACACGUCGAUGGUUGACGAACCACCGCGGUAUAUGGGAGAGGGCUUCGUGGUUAUGAGCUCCAAUUACAUCGAAGUUUACUUCUAUAUGGACGAGCCAGGCUUAGUGCCAGAACAACCUGUCUUACUGCAGUUAGCUAAUGGAGAUAUUGUAGAGUCAGCUCCUCCGAUCUGGGGCGUGGAUAUCAAAUGUGGAAAGGGAACAGACUUCAGCUAUGGGCCUUGGGCGGAUAGACAGAGAGAUCAUCUAUUCAAAUUCUUCUUCCCACCGAAUUAUAAAAAUUUAGAAGUAACGCCUCAGCCAAAGCCUGGAGAUAUCAGACAAACGCAGUCCUUUGAUAUAAGAUUGUCAACUUUAAAUGAGGCCACAAUUGAUAUUCUAUUUACGAAGAAUAAGGAAACUAACGCGGUGCAUAUAAACAUUGGUGCUGGUUCAUACCUAGAAGUAACAUUGCCAUGGAUCGUGUUACAGGACGGGUACACGACCAAAAUAACCGGACAAUUGUUACACUUGGAAGCUACCACAAGUCUACAGUAUAGAAGCUUAGCUGAGAGUGAAACAUUAGAGUACACUGUCAAAUGCCACUACCCUCUUGUAUGGAACCACCAUCAAUGUUGGCAGUUAAGUCUGACAGGUUGUAAAGCCACCACACACCUCGUCUAUACACACAUAGACUUCUUUCAAGAUCUCAUUAACGACUGGUCGACAAAAGCUCGCCCAGACAUCUUACACUUUGUACCUUAUACCUGGAAGAUAUCGUUGCUACUGAAAGAAUGUGAAGUAGUGACGGUAAGCAACCAAUACAACUGGAUAGACUGUAGUUCUACUAAUCAAGAAAACAACCACGUCGCGUUCUGUGGCGAUCUACUCGACGUCUCAUUCGAUUUGCCCUUCGUUGAUUUCUUGCCAGAUUUUAUUCCACUUAAGAUCUGGGUUCAAGGCGAGGCAGUGGACAUGAGUCUAUACUUGCCCGAGGUGAACACAUCAAAGCUACUUCUUUUAUCUCUCGAUAAGAAUAUGAAGCUAGUUCCUUGCAGACUAAAAGCUUCCAAAUGGAGAAGAAAAUGCGUCAAGUCACAGGGUUGGGUGGACUGCUGGUCCGUCCCUAUUGUGGCGCUCAGCGUCAGAUAUAAUUAUCAUCCCAUACCUCCUUUGGGCCCCGAACCUCAGGCAGAUAUCACUACACCGGAAAAAGAAGAAAUUCUCUUAUCACCGAUGAGAAUACCGAGAAUGAGAAAACAACCUCAAAUUAACUGGACAUUAGAUGGAAAUAAAUUCGACAGAACGACGUUACCACCUGAUAAGGUCAGCGUGGAACUCGAAGUGGGACCCUCUAUCCUACUGGCUUAUGGAACUAUCAUUACAAGCUUUAUGAAUUUACUAGAAAAUAUCUUUGGUGAAGACCAAACAUUUACUGACAUGCAAAAAACCCCAAACAUGGAAACUUUUUAUUGGUCCAGUGAUAAUACAAAACUAAACGAUAAGAGCAGUGUGAACCAACAUACUGAGAUAUCAAUAGACGACUCCACCGAUUCAAGUAAGGGCCCUUUCGACCCUCGACAUUACAGACCUUUGGACGUGACAGUGUCCAUUAUAAUUCACGAUAUACAAGCGCACUUAGUUAAAAAUUGUAGUGAAAGUGAACCGCCUUGUCCAGUCAUACUAAUCGAACGAUUUGGCUUUGAAAUGGACAAAAGCUUCAGAGAGACCAAAUUGCAACUACUGCUUAGUCCAUCAAUAUUAGUAUCUGCAAAUAACUUGUCUCGGUCGAACCCCACCAACUCGGGAGCCUUGUAUCAAGGUCACUUGAUGCUCUCAUCCUUCCAACUGCGAGGUAACGGCUUCUUCAGCGACACCAACAGGACGGUUGAAGAGGAUACUGUGGAGUACGCCUGGAUGAUGGAACUUCAGCUAGGUCAGCUGACGGGCCGCCUCACACUGCCCCAACUGUACCAAAUCAUAUCAUCAUUAGAAACUUUCCUGCUACUCAUAUGUGAUAGCGAAAACGAAUUAGUGCCUCCCAACCCUGCUAGACAGUGUCAUCAUGGAUUAAACAAUGUUAUGUGUGCAGAAACAGACCUCACACUAAAAUACAGAUGUCCGACAGCAAAUGAAAUCAAAUACAAGAUGAUUCGAGUCGCGAUUGAUCUCAUCGACAUUUACAUCGCAGAUUCCAACACUACGCUACAGACGUGGAUCUCUCCAGUCAGACUAAGCUUUUGCAAUUUACACGGUUCUGGAUUCGGAACGGGCGUGACUGGUUUACUGCCAAAUAUAAAAUUAGCUCUCUACACUCAAACUAACAUGCAAGCAAAUACUCAUCACCACUCAAAUGGUAGUAACAAUAGCCAGAAUAAGCCGCCUGAAAGUGAUAACUGGGUAGGGGUCGGCUCAGUGGCCUUAGGCCCUCUACUUAUCGAAGCUGCCUCAUCACUGCCCCAAACGCCUAAAAACCUACAUUUAGUUCAACAAAAGUUCUUGAAACUUCACGACGAUAAGACGAAACGACUUUGGUUCUUGUGGCCAGUUGAAGGAAAGAGUUCGCAGUGUGGUUGUACCGGAGGAUGUGCGUUCUUCGGUUCUAACAGAAACGGUCCUAAUUUCUUGAAACCUAACCCGAACGACUUGAAUGAGGGAAUCAAUGUGGCUAUGUUUAAUAUAAUAGAAACGACGCCGGGCGAGUACGGGUACGGACAGAGUCUGUUACAUCAGGGGCAACUUGUAUUCCAUACGCCGCCAUACAACAGUCUGAAUGUGUGCCUGCAGCCAACUAAUGUGGCCACUUUAAUACCAUCGCCUUUACCACAAAACUUAAACAAGUCCCCGCAAAGUGCAGAGCGUCGAAGCCUCACAAGAAGAUUCUCUUACACAAGUAUGAGCAAAGGAAGUAACAACCUUCUGGUUUCUAGUACGAAAAGCGAUGUUCCUUACGCGCGCUUAGUGGAUUCAUCCGUGCCUUUAGGAAGCACUAAAAUUGAUAGUGACUCUAAACUCAACAAGAGUAUAUUGAACGUUCCUCAGAUGGAAAGCAGUGUUUCUGAUUCCAAAUUGGCGCUUAGUUGCGGCGCCAAAGAUAAUGCUAAUGUUACGGGUAAGAAACCGGCUCCAACUGAUACAGAGUCGUUUGUUGUACCUAAAGUGCCUGUGAGAAGCGUUGCCGUGUCAGAAUCGCAUUAUUCAUUGAACUCUCAAGUACCACCAGAAGACACCCUUCCCGCCGAGGUACAAAGAACCAUGUCUAUUACAAGCGAAAACCAUUCCGAAGCUUUUUUCUCGGCUGACGAGGACAUGUUCCCAAGCCGGUCAUCUAGUUUGAAGCAUUCCUUCGGCAGUCGCCAUAGUAACCCUAGAGAUAAAAGCUCCUUUGGUAUCAACGAUAUAACGAACGAGAAAUGGACCAAUUCAGCGCCCAAGUCUGAGGCGGUAGACAUUCCUGAUACGAUAAGUAAUUUGAGCACUGGCGUACAACCAGAUUCUGAAAGCGGUUCUGUGUCAUCAACCUCAUUCAUUUCUGCUAUCUCUUCGCAAGAAGAUAUGACGCUGGUGAAUCUACACAUGCAGACUAAUAAACCCAUAGUAGACUCACCGUUACUAAUGGCGAGUUAUAUGCAUAACUUACCACAGUACAAAUGUCCGAACUGGACCUGCUGCUCCCUGCCAAGCGGCAGCGAUGUCUUCACAUUACCACUAUUUAAGAGAGCUGAUGACGGCACCUUAGUUUACGUCGGACAAAAGUACCUGCCAAGCUUCGAACCAGUUGGAAAAAUUAACAUACUAAGAUUAGUAUCGAAGAAAGAUCAUAAUAAUCAGAAUCAGCAUGGACCUUAUUCUAAUUUGCCUCCACAUUUUAACUCUCAAGUGAAAGCUCAUCCCUACCCGCAAGGCUGGUGGGAUGUUCAGCAGACCGUGCAAGAUAGCCAAGAGAAUACCACCGAGAAGAGUACCGCAUCAACUGUAACGACUACGAGUGACUCGAAAAGCGGAUUAUUCGUCAAACUUCGAGGAGAAAUCGAUAUAAUGCUAACCCCACUAGUACUAGAAAGUACUCAGAAAUUCGUCGAGUCCCUUACUCCGGUAUUAGCAAAUAUACAUCCGAUAACAGUGAUAAAUCACUUGCGUCUGCUUUGUAUCUCAUCGGUGUCAAGUGCAAAUGUGUUGAAACAAAAGCAGUAUGUUCAGAACUGGCUGCCACAGAUGCAAGACAGAAGCCAGUCCAACCUAGUGACGGAUAAGGACGACAAGUGUAAACUUGCAACGAUACCCCAUUCGAAUGUAUACGAAGAGAGCAUUUGUGAAUCGUUGCAAGCGACGGUCACCAUUCCCAAAGUCAACAUGAUCUUCAUUCAGUCUUCAGUAGUUGAGGACAUGAUAUCAUUCUCAGCUUUAGACAAUAUUCAGGACUUAACAUGCGUAUCUUUAUUCGGAGUAUCGGUGGAGAAUAUCAUUGCCAAGUACGUGAGCACGAGGAAGAAUUUGGAGUCCGUGCAGUUAUACUACAGACCUACGUUAAGAGCUUUGGGGAGUAAGAAGUCGUUUGGCAUAAUGAAGGGCCCACGUGCGUUGAUAUCUGCGCAGACGUCUGGAAAGAGACGUGGCCCUGAGAGAGGGGAGCCUGUAUAUAUUGAAGCUUCGCAGCAGCAGUGUGAAGAUACUACUAUCACUUUGAAUGUCGGCAAAGUCCAUGGUCAACUCCGGCGCAUUCGCAACGAGUCCUCUCAACUGAAAGACGUCACAAUCACGGGCAUACCGUGUCAACAUUCCAAAGUGUCCUUCAAGUUCAUUCGUGUCGACUCUUGUGCUAAAGGAUGUGAAUCCAUGUGCUGCCAAAACGGCACAGCGACAGAAGCCCAAAAGGAUACCCCCAUCGGCUUCAUCAUGUUUGAAUGUGGACUCGAAGGCAUCUCAAUAAAAGUGUCCAAACAUUCACAAUCACACAAACCGCAGACACAGACCGAAGAGAAGAAACCCCUUAGACCUGACAACGAGAGCUGCAGAGAAUCUGUCAAGUCUGCUGAAGAGACCAAACCUGAGAAAGACAGGAGUACCAAAAGCAGGACUUCGGGUAUCGAAGACUUGUUUAGAAAGAGGGACUCUAGUUCCAAACCUAGUACUCCGAAUCUAGGGAGUGCUCAGCCUCCUCCCGUGCCCCCUCCGCCUGAACCUUCGACUCCUGGGCCUGAAGAGCCGUCGAACAAUGACAGUACGACCACUGUGGUGCCUCUCAAGGACAAUGGGAACACGUCCUCCUGCGCAAUAGACCUCAAAGUAGUGUGGUUUAACUUCGCUGCUCCUCCAAGGACUCCUAUUACUAAGAAGAUUGAUUAUACCAGAUUGGACUGGAACCUCCUAAGCACGGCGUCUCCCGCCAUCAACGCGUGGAUGAACCCGUGCAACCGCCUCGGCAUUCGCGUGGUGGCGCUGUACCGCGCGUACGCGAGGCGCCUCACUGCUACGGCGGCUAGUCUCAUGGCUGCUGCGUUAGAUUUAGCGCCGCAUCAUACAUUGCCCAAGAGUCGCUACGGGCGCCACACGCCGAUGGCUAAGCAGCUUCGCGAGGAGCCUUCACUACAACUAUGUGCAGUGUUACUGCGGUAUGCACUGCAAGCUGACGCCGCGGCGGUACAGGCUGACUUGGCUGAACGACAUCUGCCGUCGCUGUCUACCUUGAGACAGGGUGUGAUAGUGCUGAGCCGUCAAUGGAAGAACAUCCUAUACACCCCAUUACUGCUGGAACAUAACUACAAGAGCAAGGUUAUGAAGCCGCUGAAUGUUACCUUCGCGUUACCUGAUCUUUUGGAGGAUUCAGUAGAAGGAUGGCAAGAGUAUCCUUUGGAGACAGAAGCAUUAGACGAGAACUGUCUACUACUCAAUAUGGACGUGGAUAAAGUCAACCUGCCUGCGUCCGGCGCGGCGGCUAGCCCGCGACCGCACUCGUUCCCAUCCACGCCGCCCUCCGUGCGCGGUGCACAGAGCAGCCGCGCGAGCCUGGUGUUCCCCUCGCUGCCAUUCUCCACCAGGAAGCCCGUGUUCCAUGACGACGCCAUCGCUAUAGAUUACGGGACCCUGAAGGAGGACCUGCCGACAGUGGGGUCCAACCCAUCCCUGUACUCCCCACACGGUAGCGAUGAGAACAUCAAGAACGAUCGCGCUAGAGAAGACCUGUACCAAUGGAUGGCUAAACAGGAGCCUAUCAAAGUGGAGGCAAAGAGCAAGAAGCCAAUAAUCCCCCCUUCGAAGAUGAACCCGCGCGCCGUGGCCGCCGCCAUGCCUGCCUGCAGUCUGUACCCGCUGCAGGGAUCGCUGAUGCUGCUGGAUGCUCAUCUAGUGUUCCAGCCCUUCUUGGCUGCGUUGGGAGUGUCGCCGCAUCAGGUUACACAGGGAGAAUCGAAAAACAAGAGCGGGUCAGGCGAGGGCGGCAACAGCGGGCCGCCAGCACUGGACUCGCUCGGCUCCAAACUGUCUCUCGUCGCGUGGAUGGACAUGUUCCGCAUCGACAUCGUCGUCAGCGACCUGGCCGCUAGGGCCAGUCGACAGGCGAAGGGGAAGAGCAGCCAAACCCACGCGACAAUUCCAUCAGAAACCCCGGCCUUUCUAUGUGAGAAGGUGUCCAUAGACGUGGACUUGAAGAAAGUGGCGGACAUGGCAGUGGACGACCUCAUACAGCGACAGAACGUGCUGUACAUAUCGAGGGGACAGCUCAAGAAGCAUAUUAGUACCAUGCUCAACUUCAAUAUCAGUAUACGGUUCAUUUCGCAGCAGGUGAACAUGCCGCUUCUCCGUCUGCUGCAUCAGAUCAGCAACAUGUACCAGAACGUGAAGGACACGCAGAUAGAACUGCGCACGCAGACCAAGAUCUCGCACCGACAGAACAAACAUACUUCGUCUUCAGUAUCAGACUUCAGAGAAAACCUAGUAAGCGUGACCUCCCUAGAGAAGGAAGUUCAGUACGCGACCCUAGAGCCCAAAUGGGACCUCAUGGCACCCACCCUGACCCCCGAGCUAGGGGUGUCAGUACCGCAGUCAUUGAGUCAGCAGAAGCUCAGUCAGCCGACCAGACCAAGACCACAGUCGUUCGCGCAGAAGUUGAGAUCUACCGGGAAAAGUGUUAAGGGGAAGCUCGGCUACAGCUCUCUAAACGAGGGCGCACACACACCUAUGUACGCAGCGGGGGUUGGAGCAGGCGCGGGCCGCGGUGCCGGGCCCCACGUCACAGCCGGCACCCCGCCGGGCCCGGGGCCGCACGCGUCGCUGGGCUCCCCGGUGGGGCCCGGGCCGCACGCGUCGCUGAGCUCGCCGUCAGCUGACGCGGCGGAUGGCAAGCUGGCCCCGAGAUGUUGGCGGACAGUGUAUUUGCUGCUCGAUUUGUAUGCCAACAUGCCUGAUGCUGAGACUAUCACGCACAGGUUUUCCGUAACGACAGACAUUCCGGAACACUACCGUCACAGCCGGCCCGCGCGGCCGAGCUCUCGCGAGCAGAACACCAGUAACUCGUCGUCUAGCGCUGCUAACAUGGGCAUGGUGGUCGUUGGUGUUGCCAGGAUCCACCGCACCCGUCUCCUGGCGUCGCUGUCGGGGCUGAAGCUGGAGGCGGAGAUCACGUCGCUGCAGGCGUCGCUGUCGGCGUCGCGGUCGCGGCAGUGGUCGCUGAGCGGCAACCUCGGCCGCACCAUGAUCGUGCUGCUCGAGGGGCUGGCGCCUAACCAUCAGACGGUAGUCCGCGUAAGCGUAGGCAAAUCCCAAGCCCUCUACGGCUGGGAGGCGGGGCGACAGGGUGCCACCGCCCUCCUCAGUGUGGGCGGAGUUAGAGUGGACCUGCCUCAACAUCCCGUGGCGUUACACGGUGUCAUGACACGGUCCAGUCGACAGCUGUCCAGUACAUUGCAGGAAUUAGGUGUGACCCGCACAUCAUCCCGUCUAUCCCGUGCGGGUCCAGGCGGGCCGGCUGGCGGGGCGGGGGGGUCCGGGUCGUCGUCAGAGGGAUCCCCCGCCCCCGCGCCUCGACCUCCGCGUCCGCCGCGCCCGCCCCCCGCACACGCGCUGCUCAACCCGCUGCAUCUACACUUCUCUAUAUUGCUGCAGAGCCUGAGCAUAACAGCAGCUCUCCUGCCGUCACUACAAGCGCAGUACAAGAUGGAACAAGUUCAGAGUUCCGGCGUGACGGGCAACAAGGCGCAAUUCACUGUGGAAUUACAGCAACACUCGCUCAGCUUCGUUACCAAGUUGCAGGUCUCCGAAGCCAACAUCCCAGCAUCAGCAGCAGUCUGGUUACCAGGAGUGCAUGUAGCAGGCAGGGUACUAGAACAGCGUGGUGCUGCCAGACGCGAGGGAGCGUUACUCCGCGCCGGACGAUAUGUUGCCGCUAGUGCUGAUAUAGGACUCUUCGAACAUACGUUAUCUACUGAUCUGCUGAACCAUCUCGUGUUUGUGCAGAAGGUGUUUAUGAAGGAAGUGAACGAGGUAGUACAGAAAGUGUACGGCGGUGAGAAGCCAGUGCCGCUGUGGAACGAGGAGGAGGCCUCCACCUCCGCGCUCAGCAGGAUACUCUUCUCACUUACUAUUAGAAUCAAGCGUAUCCAACUGACAGCGACAACACCUAGCAAUUCAGCGGUCCGACUAGAGACGGGCGCCGUGGAGUUCGAGAUAUCCAACCGCGUGCAGAACGUACAGCAGCCCACCGAGCCGCAUGAAGUCAGACUCUUCGCUAGGGCACAGGUGGAUGUAAACCUCAGCUUAGGCCAGCUGAUCAGAAACGCUAUGUUUGAAGAAGCAGAGCCUGAAUUCCAGCAGUACGCUUUCUUCAACACUAGAAUAUCUAUGCGCAACGCAUUCCAAGACGAGAUGGUAUGUGGGGACGACAAGGAGGUGGUACUAAUUACCCUGAAGCGGCCUCUCAUAUACAUACAACCUGUCGCAGUCGAUAAAGCUAUACUCGUAUGGCUUAACUACAAGAACGCAUACGAGUAUUGGAAUGAAAAGAGACUUAAUUUGAACAAGGAAGUCUUGACGGCUACGCAGCAAGUCUUUGAGAAGGUACAACUGACGUCACAAAUCACAACGCCACAUCUAAGCACGUUGUUCUUACAAUUGAAUGUGGAUGAUAUUGGAAUAUGUUUGCCGCUAAACCAACCGCCUAUGGCGCGCUGGGGGCUGGGGCGCGGCGCGUGGGGCGCGUGGUGCGGCGAGGGCGAGGCGCGCGGCGCGGUGGUGGUGACGCUGGACGCCACCAACAUCGGCGCCUGCUCCUCCGGGGCGCUGGUCUCCAAGGGCCGCUUCGUGGGGCUGUGCCUGCGCUUCGCCGACGACUUCGAGGCCUCGCUCGACGACUGGAAGCCGAGGCCUGAUGAGCCCAGCCUCAAUGUCUGCUGUGUGUCCGAGGGGACCUAUGAGGUCUGCAGUCGGACUACCGCCGCUAAGCAUAAUGAAAACGCUAAAUGGUUCCUAAACGUAUCAUGGCAAAUGGAGGGCGUUGACAUACACUUGGACGUAAACGUGGGGAAACAACUGUCCGCACUCGGACACACGCUCACCAUGUUAACAGGAUAUGAGGAAGAAGAUCCACUGAAAAUGGACUACGAAAGUGACUUAGAUGAUGAGGCUGACAACAGCAAAGACUCACAGGAGAGCAUAAUCCUCCGUCGCAAGUACACGGACCACCUGCCCGCCUUCGUGUUCGACACCAGCAUCGACGCCAAGAAGCGCUCCAAGCUCAUCGAGAAGGAGAUGAACGAGCAGGCCAAGAUCAUCAACGACCUCCGCACUCUGGGAGCCAGUCAUACUACCAUAGAGUACGAGAUGAAGAGGCUGCAUGAUUUAGAGGCUCUGGUCUUUAAGGAUUUUAGGAGGGAUAUGAUUCAGAAGUUGCGUCGUCAAAGUGUACGAGCCAGCUCUAUCACGAAGGGCAAGUUAGGACUGGGAUCUAACAGAAGCAAAUCAUUCGUAGUGCCUUCACCACCGCAAGAGAGGAAAGACUUUGAAGGUGCCGGGGAGCCGAACCUGGCCAUGUCUCCAGGUGUAGGCGACUCCGGCGAGACGCUACUGCUGGGCGACGAGGACAACCGCCUCGCCGACAUCAUCGAGGGCGGCAGCUGGAGCUCCAUGGAGAGUGAACCGCUUACUGGACCAUCCCGCUCGGCGUCUCUCCGCGGCCCCCGCCCCGGUACAGGCGGGUCCCGGCCGCUGGCCACCCCCAGCGUGCAGCGCCAGAGCUCGCUGCCCGCGCACCCCGACCACUGGCCCGAUGAACUCGAGGGGGUCGAGCUCAGGAGGAAACAUGAACACAGCAGCGUACCACAAUCGGAAGGCCCAAGCUCCGAGAACAAGACAAGUAAAGCUAAGACAGCGGAACCGAACAUCGACUUCGAGCUGGACGUCAAAGUGUACAUCAACAGUGGCAAGUGUGUGCUGCACACUAAGGAGCCUAGCAAGGAGGAUGAUAGCAUUAAGAUUGGGCGCAUGCGCGUGGGCCGGUCGGCGUCGGGCGGGCUGGCGGAGGGCUCGGGCGCGGGCGGCUCGCCCACCGCGGCCCGCCGCAAGCAGCCGCAUCCCCGCCACCAGCCCACGCUGGACCUUACUGUGUUCCGCGUGCCCGGGUUGGAUCUUAAGGUGCAUUACGAAUCAAAAACACUACCCGAAGAGGCAACUUCCCCACAAACGGUCCCCCCACUUCCCUCCCUCAACGUGGGGGCACGUAAAGUGGGGGUGAAAAAAGCCGCACUCUUCGCCUGGAUCACGCUGCAGAGCAUUCCUGAGGAGACUAUCAUCAGCCCGCAUAUACUGGAGUUCUUAGAGCAGACGUUGGAACCUAUUCCGACUAAGGCUUCUUUCUCAACACCUACGCCUGAGGCGGAGAGCGGUUCCCGUUCCCGCUCGGUGGAGGGGGCGUCGUACGGGCAGUACGUGUACGCGUCGUUCCCCGUGGACGUCAUCGUGCACUUCCACAUGCAGCCCAGCACCUUCCGCUUCAGCUGCCUGCCCGCCUCGCGCGUCGAGUGCCUGCUGCAGCUGCCCAGCCUGCAGAUCGUCUUCAGCUCCAAGCGGGCCAGUGACGAGGAAAUGGCAGAACCAGCAGUAGCCAUGGGCGGGUUAAGCGUCACCGGCUGUCUGGCCGACUUCUCAGUGAACAUGUUCCAUCCAUACGGCGGCAAGAAGUCAAGCCUCAAGGAAGCGCAGUGGUCACCCCUCUCCGACACCGAGAGGAAAGACUCCUUGAGCAUUAACGUCGAGUUCGUCAAGUUCCACCUGUCUAGGUCCAGGAAGUUGGACUUUCAGACCGACCAGGACCAGUCGAAGGCUACUGUCAGGUUUUCGACAAUCGUGGACGUAGGCUCAGCGUGGUUCAAAUAUGACAUGCGCCGAUUGGGCGAGAUCCUAGCCUUCCCUAAGGCAUGGUACAGAAGAACUAUUGUAAGACGCAUGUUCCUCGGAGACCUUAGUCUGCACGACACCCGCGAUCAUGGAACAUCAAGCAACGCUCCAGUGUCACCCGUAUUGCCUCAGAGAGAGAAAACUAAGACUGUUGAUCAUCAAAAACCUAAAGAGAGUAAAGCAGCUGCGCCGGCGAUGGGUGCUGCAUGGGAGACGCUAGUGCUGUUCGCCGUCAACUUCACCAAGCUCAACGUGCACAUGAACAUGGGCAACGUUAUGGGCAAUGUCAGUUGGCAGAGCCGCGACUUCAACUGCUCGGGGCGGCUGUCGAUCGGCAGCACGGGGCACCGCAACAUGCUGCUGGGCGUGGCGCUGGCGGGCUCGGAGCUGGACGCGCGCGGCGGCAUCGUCGGCGGCGCCAUCGCGCUCUCCUCCAUCGACACUUACGUGCACAUCGAAGAAGAAGCAGGCUGCAACCCCGGGCACGUGUGCGGCGUCCGACUAGCUGCACUGGAGCUAAGACUAGAGUACAUGGGUACUCCAGUCCUGAUGGCGCGAGUGUCCCGCCUACAGGCUGCUCUGCGCGACGAGUGGCUGGCCCGGUGUCGCCAGCCGCCGCAUCACCCGCAUCGACCCACCUCACGGCCCGCGAUAAUCCUGACGCAUGGGACACUAAGCUGGCAUCAGCUCCAGAUCCUGAUGUCCAGGAGUACGACUCCAGACCUGCUGAAGAUGCAGUUGAAGCUCGAAGAGUUCUUCACGCAGCAGUUCAAGUCUAGCAAGCGAGUGUUCAGCUCGCUGCAUCCCAAUUAUACCAAUUCGAGACGUGAUCGACGGGAACCGCCACCAGCAGCAGCGGCGGCAGGUGAAGCUGGCUCAGCACCGGCUCCGGAGCUGCGCCACCACCGGCACUGGCAGGAGGUGCUGUACCUCGUGUCCGGCAUGCAGCUGUCCACGCUGCCCACGCCGCUGCCAGCUAAUGGUACAGUUCUCGGCGGUACAAUGGAGCUACAUGGCAGUAACAUCUCGCUGGCGUGUUUCCAUGGCAACAGCUUCAAGUCCAAGUCUUGGGCACUGUUCAGUCUGAAGGACCCUUGUAUUAGCUUCGCGACUGAAGCUCAACAGGUCGCUAGUGAAGAGGGCAGCAUGGAGGUGCACGUGGUGCAGAGCCUGACGGCGAGCCUGGGCUCGACGGGCAGCGGCGCCCGCGCGCACGUGUCGCAGGCGACGGUCUGCCGCAUGACGCGGGCGCUGCUCUUCCCGCCGCAGUUCAAGACGUUGAGGGAGUGGUUCCAAUACGCCUUCGCUAAUAGCGAGAUUGAUGCAAUCGAACUGUUCCCAUCCCUGGAGCGCGAGACAAACACCAACAGCUCAGGAGCGGGCAGUACGAACAGCACGGAGCGCAAGGCCGGUGCGGCAGACAAGCACGUGCGCGAGGUGAUCUUCGCGCUGCCCUCGCUGCAGCUGCAUCUGCGCACGCAUCACCUGCAAGCACAUGCGCCACCCACUGAUACUGAUGAAAAGCCGGUGGUUGAAUGCAGUUUCAUAACGGAGUUUGAAGAUCAUAUAUUCGUCUCAGUGGACGCUGAAGCCUUCUUGUUCCUACAUGAUCUUAUUUCUUCGUAUAUCAAGGAGAAGGAUAGAGUGAUGCCGGGCGCUUCCCGGGCAGGCUGGGCGGACACGGGCGGCGCGAGCACGUCGGCCACUCGCGCCAGCACCGCGCCGCGGCCCGAGGGCGUCGCGCAGGACUACCGCGACUAUCGAUGUGUUACAUGGCAUCUCGAGCCUACUGUCAGACUGCUAUCCUGGGCAGGCAAGUCCAUCGAGCCAUACGGCGUGGACUACAUCCUCCAGAAGCUCGGCUUCAGCCACGCUCGCACCACCAUCCCCAAGUGGCUGCAGCGAGGAACCCUGGAUCCCCUCGACAAGCUCCUGUCUCUAGUGCUCCUUAGACUUGUGGCCAUCGUGCCGCACAAGUGAUAUUAGACCUUACCGCUGUAGCAAUACGGCGCACUUUACAACAACAGGUAAGGUUAUUACAAACAAAUGACUGCAACAGAUGAUUAUGUUCUACGUCUACUUUCUAUCGUGCCGCACAAGCGAUAUUGAACCUUACAGCUGUAGAAAUACGGCACAUUUUUCUACAUACAACAACAGAUGAGGUGUUAACUACAUUAUUGAUCGAAACAAAUGACUGCAGUGCUAUGUACUACAGCUAGUUGCCCCCGUGCCGCUCAGGCGAUAUUGGUCCUAGAGUCUAUAAAAAUACGGUGCACUUCACAACAACAGGUGACUUACUUUCGACAUCAAUAUUUUAAGAAUAUGUAAAUGAAUGGAAACGACAUAAUCCGGAAUUGUAACACGUGGUUUAGAACACUGAUAUCUAGCGACGAUCGAGCGACAUAUUGAACGAAUUGAAUUUGUUAUUAUAAAGUGCUUUAGGUUGAAUUGCCUAGCGCUAUCGAAAAUAUUGUGACAUUAAAAUUGUUAUAAUUCUGUCCAAGGAAUCCUUUUUAUAAUUCGACAAUCUAAACAUUCCUAAACUUACAAUGGACUGUAUAAUCAGACGAUAAGGUUGAAAAUUGAUUAAUGAAAAAUGCUGUGGUUGAGGGAUCGAAAAUGAAAUGUAAUAGUUAUAUUGAAACAAAGAUGGCCUUUGGUGUGUAUCUGUAGAUUAUGUAGACAAUUACAAGUUUUUACUACACGUAUACAUGUAAAUCUAGUUGAAUUCUAAACAAAGAGUAUAUUAUUCUUCGAUGUAUAGUAGAUAAUUGCGAAAAGGAGUUUAAAAACUCAAUUUUCAACGAGAAUGGAUGAGUAUGAGAUUAUUUUUUAAUAUUAACGUUGAAACAUGUAUGUGCAUAUACAGUUUUAUAUGUGAAAUUGUGUAUAUGUGUACAUAAUCAAAAUAUAAAUGAUAUUAUUGUAUUUUGAGAUUUUGUGCUGCCUAGUAAAUGUUUGACUUCAAAACUUAGACCCACAGAUUUUAGCUAGGAAAUUGAAAUUCAUUAUUAAAAUAUAUACUCCAUAUAAAGUAUGAUAUUAACCAGUAACGUCUCUAGCAUUCCCUUCACUAAUAACUUUGGAAAUACAAAUUAUAUUCCAAUUUUAUGAGAAAGUACAAUUUAAUGUGAAUUUAUUAACAUACACCAAAACAGCGCAUUUCAUUGGCUUACACACUUCAUACUUGUAAAUAUUAGCAAAUUAUUUUAUAAGAAAAACAAAUAUGUUUUGGUUCUUAUCACUUUACUUACUUGGCCAGUUUUUUUGCUUGUAUAAAGUUAUUUCUUCAACUCUCCCUUUAAAAAUGAACCCCAAUAAGGAUUAAGUAGGUAAUAAAAAAAAUCCCCUUACAUGCGGAGAUCUAAGAAAUCAACACGAAAUUUUGUUUUCGAUAUUUAUAAUUAUGUCAUUUUUAUAUACAGGGAAAUCAAUAAAAAAUAAGUCUGCUAAGAUAGCAAGAUUGUUUUUUCUUACAAUACGAUGCUUAUGCAGAAAUAGUGUUCAUCCAACUUAAACAUAUUUAUUUCUGGAGUGAAUCCUCGCACCUUUUAGCUGUUCCAAUAGAAUUCGCUAAGCAGUUUUCAACUUUACGCCUUACGCUAUAAGGUAGGAAAUUGCCUACCAGCGAAUCUUGUAGUUCGAACUUUUAGUACCUACUGUUAUAAUUUAGUAUUUUAUUCAGCGACCAAAAUGUUCCAUCACAGUUUUAGUUAUUAUGUCGUGUAAGGUGGGAUUAUUCUGUGAUUAUUGUGAAUGCAGUUAGUUUGUAAGUUAUGUGGAUCGUGUAUAUUGCCUUUGUUUUGUUGGGUGGGGAUGUUUGCAGCUGAGAGCUUGUCCAGAAGACGUGUAGGCUUGCUAGUGAUCCGUGAUACAACUUAUUUUGGCUCAAUAUUGUUUUCUUAUUUUCUCUUACAAUAAUGAUACUCCGAGCUCACCGAGUCAAUGCUAUCGACUUACCUCUUCUAAGCUGUCACUAUAAAUUAUUUGUUUCUGUUUAUAAAAAUCAAGGGUAUGUCAUCCAGCGGAAUCUGACCAAAAUGAAUGCUAUACUCCGUCCCUGUAACAAUUUUCCUUUAUGUAGUUUUCAAUGUAUCUCUCGCGAUGAUCGUCUAUCUGGACCAACUCUCAGGAUAUUUUAUUCAAUUAUUGACGUUAACUGUCACUUUUAUUAUUAUGUGAACUUUUUUAUUAAGUUUAUAUUUAUAUUCUUCUGAGAUGUUAUUAUUCCUACUCCUAUAACCAGUUUUAUUUGAAAACUGUAAAAUGGGAUUUUGAGAAUCAUUAGACAAUCGGACUGAAGCUGUAAAAUAUUGUUAUCCCAUUUUGCAGGAUUUUAAUUAAAUUAUGAAGAUGUAUAAUAUUAAUUAUGCUGUUUAUACAAUUUAAGUUUGAAUUUUAUUAUCAUCCAAUAUUUUAUUACUAUUAAAAUAAAGAAAUGGUUCACAAAUAAGCUACAAAUUGAAUAUUUCACAUUAUAUAAGGGGUUCUAAAUGCUAUGAUUUACUGGGAUUGUAAUACAAAGUAAGUUAAUUUGCGGAAGAAGUUGUAUUAUUUUGUAUAAUAGCGGUAGCGGUUAGGUUCGAAGGGCUUCGUUGCAUAGUACUGAUUAUAUUUUAUUAAAGCAUGGUGAUUUGUACAUAAUGUAUGUGAUAGAUAUCAAUAAAUUAUUAUUAUAUAGAAUUUAA
Molecule: messenger RNA, 17018 nt
Organism: Helicoverpa zea (corn earworm)
Lineage: Eukaryota; Metazoa; Arthropoda; Insecta; Lepidoptera; Noctuidae
Gene: tweek
Product: transmembrane protein KIAA1109
Exons: 55
Coding region: 145-14310 (4721 amino acids)
Biological process (GO): synaptic vesicle endocytosis
Source: RefSeq, a predicted model, not a curated record